This is a messenger RNA of Ilyonectria robusta, 2220 nucleotides long. RefSeq lists its product as uncharacterized. The record is from RefSeq and is a predicted model, not a curated record. Gene Ontology annotation, biological process: positive regulation of transcription by RNA polymerase II; DNA-templated transcription. Gene Ontology annotation, molecular function: DNA-binding transcription factor activity, RNA polymerase II-specific; sequence-specific DNA binding; zinc ion binding. The transcript is spliced from 6 exons. The coding region runs from base 218 to 2005 and encodes 595 amino acids. Lineage: Eukaryota; Fungi; Ascomycota; Sordariomycetes; Hypocreales; Nectriaceae.
CAGAAUCAAGGAUUCUGCGGAUUCGAAAGAAUAGACCUGGUCACCGUCUCCUCCACCAAGCAAUAGGUGCCUGAACUGCGUUGCAGGCUGUCUAUCCUUGAGGAGACCCUUGUGGCUCGAUCUCAUACCCCGGUGGGGCUGAUGACGAGCAGUCCUGAGAAUGGGACCUCUCCCUUAUCUAAAUACCUUCACUUUUGACCAGUGAAGAUUCGCCACCAUGUCUCACUCUACCGAUGGGCCAACUAUUUUCAGAAAGAGGAAACGCACAUGUGAGAGGUGUUCACGGAGCGGCCGCCAGAACGACUUUGACGAAGCAUCGCCUUGUCCGAAUUGCCACUCUCCCGCAAGCUGGCAGCAGCAUUAUCGUGACGACUUACUGGACCCAGCACUCCAUCUUGGCCAAGCUGAGACGCCACGAUCUGCAUCGGUAUCCCAUGGUUCACUGAGCAUCGGCCUCGAGCACCGAACCCAAUGGCAGCGUUCACCAGCAUCACAAAACCUUGGCCCAUCACCUCAACAUGAUUCCCCUGAUAGUAAUCGCAGCAUACCCUCACUCAGCCAGCAGAAUGGUCCCGAUAGAGUGAAUGGUGAAGCUGGAACCAUAUCAACAAUUUUGUCACGCUUUAUCAACGGAGGUCUUGAGAUACAAAACAAUCCGGGAGUUUCGCCAAAUGACAUCUUACUCCCGGUAGCUGCGUCUUUUUUUCGUUCAUAUUUCACUGUCAUCCAUCCUCAGUACCCAUUUCUGGAUAUCAAACUAUGCGCAGAGUACUAUACCGCUUGGAAAGGAUCUCUGCCAAAUGCCGUACCUAUUGGAUGGCCAGCCUUCUUCGUCAACAUGAUAUUUGCCAUUGGUUCACUCAUUGAAUCCAAAUCCGACAACUCCCCUGACGCAAAAUACCAAAACCUCAAGUCGAGAGCGCAAGCGGAGCAAUCAAUCAUGACAGAUUCUACCUCGACGCCGCUUAUUCGCUUACAAGCCAUGCUGUUGUCUGCAAUGUUUGCCCUACAUGCCGAAAGUACCUGGCGAAUCGCGCAUAUUAGUGGUGCUAUUAUGAAAUUCGCCACGUUGCAUCGAUUCCAUCGAUUAAAGAGAGAUCCUAGCUGUCCUACGAACUUAAUGUCGAUUCGGGUGUGGUCGUGCGCCUAUGUCCUUGACAGAGCUGUCAGUUCGGCCCUCGGUACCCCCGUCAGCCUACCUGAUAUGUACAUAUCAACUCCAUUAUAUGAGGCUGCUCCGGAAGCCCAAUGUUGUCUGCCCUGGCUCUCGGACUGUGCUACAGCCCAAGACGCAACAUAUUUUGAUCUAAGGACUUUUGCGCACGUGUGCAAAAUUAGAACCCUUCAGUCCUCUUUCAUGCACAUAGUGGAGAAAGACGAGCUGGAAGACAUGGUGCCCUUGGAAUUGGAAAUGCACAUGCUCAAAAGUUUGAGAGAAUGGGAAGACACAGAGACUAUUUCAAGACACAGUGUACGGAAUAGCCAUGGCUAUCGAAGUGCAGUUUGGCUUCAGCAUAUCGCCCAUCUUACCCAACUGUCUAUUUGCUUCGUCAACAAAUCGAACAUAUUCUCUUCUAUCGCGGACAAGGCUUUCCAAUCAAGCUGUGCAGUCUGUACGAGUUUCAGAUCGCUUCAAAAGAAGAAGCACAUUGCCCAGCCAUGGCUCGUUGUCAUAUCACAAUUCCGCGCUGCUGUGACUCUCUGGUACAUAGUCUGGGCGAGGGCCAUUCCUGUUCCGAAAGAAGCAAACGAUGCGUUUCGCGAUUGCAGCGCCGCUCUAGCAAUCUUCGCAGAUCGGUGGCCUAAGGCGGAACAUUACCGUGACUGUUUUGAGCUAUUGGCAGUAUCGAUUCCUCGAAGUCAACCUCUGGGGCACUUGGCAAAGGAUGCAAGAGAGGGUUUAAUAAUUCUGGUACGAAAACUGGAAGAGAGUGGUAUCCAUCGCAUUACAUUAAGAAUGUUGCAUGAGAUUUGUGAGGAUACUGAGAGUCCAAGGCGGGCAUAAUGUCACUUUUUAAUACAUGUUGUAGACAGGUCUCUGACGUUUCAUAAUAUGGUAUUACUUGGAGACGAAACUCAAGCCCCAUUUCCAUUUCUGAGGGCCGCUUGGUGAAAUACUCACGUAAUUCGGCACAUUAUGCAACAGCAGCACAGUUGUCUGCCAAGGAGUGUGGCUAAUUACCACCGCCAUCGGUUCAAAAAGGGAUAUGAACUUUUUAA